AUGGACGCCCGCGUAGAGAACUUUAUAGUCGGACACAACUACCAGCUGCAGGAGGUCAUCGGCGAGGGCGCGUACGGCAUCGUAUGCUCGGCGACGCACGUACCGUCGCAGCGCAAGGUGGCGAUCAAGCGCAUCACGCCGUUCGAUCACUCGAUGUUCUGCCUGCGCACGCUGCGAGAGAUCAAGCUCCUGCGGCACUUCCAUCACGAGAACAUCAUAUCUAUACUCGAUAUUCUCCAGCCGGCGUCCAUCGAUGAUUUCAAGGAGGUGUAUCUCGUGCAAGAGCUGAUGGAGACGGACUUGCAUCGCGUUAUCAGGACGCAGACGCUGUCGGACGACCAUUGCCAGUACUUCAUUUACCAGACAUUGCGCGCGUUGAAAGCUUUGCACUCGGCCGACGUGUUGCAUCGUGACCUGAAGCCUUCAAACUUGCUACUGAACGCCAACUGCGACCUCAAGCUCUGUGACUUCGGCCUGGCACGGUCAGCUCGUCCCCCACCCAACCUCGAUGACAGCAGCAACUUCCUAACAGAAUACGUCGCAACACGAUGGUACCGCGCGCCCGAAGUAAUGCUCACGUUCAAAGAGUACACCCGAGCGAUCGAUAUAUGGUCCGUAGGCUGCGUACUCGCCGAGAUGCUCUCAGGCAAACCGCUCUUCCCGGGCCGAGACUAUCACUCGCAGCUGUCACUUAUCCUCGACAUCCUCGGCACGCCUUCGCUCGACGAUUUCUACGCUAUAACGUCCCAGCGCUCGCGUGAGUAUCUCCGCGCGCUGCCCUUCCGGAAGAAACAUCCUUUCAGCCAACUAUUUCCCAACGCGAACCCGCUCGCCAUCGACUUCCUGGAAAAGUGCUUGACGUUUAGCCCGAAGAAGCGCAUCGACGUGUCCGAGGCGCUCGCGCAUCCGUACCUCGAGUCGUAUCAUGACCCGGAGGACGAGCCGACGGCGCCGCCGCUGGACCCCUCGUUCUUCGACUUUGAUGGGCCGGAUACGUUGGGGAAGGAGGAGCUGAAAGUGAUGAUAUACCAGGAGAUCACCACGCCGCCUCCGAACCACGCGUAUUCUUCGCAAUAG
Molecule: messenger RNA, 1077 nt
Organism: Peniophora sp. CBMAI 1063
Lineage: Eukaryota; Fungi; Basidiomycota; Agaricomycetes; Russulales; Peniophoraceae
Source: the annotation of a GenBank genome assembly